CCAUACUGUGUUGAAGAUCUUUGUGCAUCAUUUCUGAAGGCACCCUAAGAUGCUUAUGUUAAACUACCCGACGAUUAAACGACGCUGUUCUGCGCCUGAGUUGUGUUGUGAUAAAGUGUAAAACUGACAUAAAAGUGAAUAAUGAGCGCGUACUUACAGGUCGCAGAAGAUGAAGGAGAAGAACCCAUAGAACUCCCUACCGAAGAUGAUGGUACAUUAUUGCUUUCAACGCUAGCAGCUCAGUUCCCUGGUACCUGCGGUCUCAAGUAUCGGAAUCCAGAAUCCCGGACAAUGAGAGGCGUUCGACUCGUAGAAGGAAGGUUACACCCUCCAGAGAAUGGCUGGGGAACAGGAGUGUAUUACUGCGUGUUUCCUAAAGAAAACAAGAGAAAAUCUGAUGAUCAUUUGGAAAAUUCUACAGCAAAAACAAAAAGAAUGGAGACAAAAUUAAAGUGUUCGGAUCUCAUAGUGCUCGGAUUGCCUUGGAAGACGACCGAACAGCAGUUGCGAGAAUAUUUUGAAUCCUUUGGCGAAGUACUUAUGGCACAGGUGAAGAAAGAUCCCAAAUCUGGCCAGUCAAAAGGUUUUGGAUUUAUCCGUUUUGGAAACUACGAUUCACAGAUGCGUGUUUUAGCACAGAGGCAUAUGAUUGAUGGGAGGUGGUGUGAUGUGAAGAUCCCAAAUUCAAAGGAGGGACAGGUUCAGCAAGUUCCAUGUAAAGUGUUUGUUGGACGGUGCACUGAAGAUAUGCAGUCGGAUGACUUGCGUGAGUAUUUCUCCAAAUUUGGGGAAGUAACUGACGUCUUCAUCCCUAAACCAUUUCGUGCAUUUGCUUUCGUCACCUUCUUGGAUCCAGAAGUGGCUCAGAACUUGUGUGGUGAAGACCACAUAAUCAAAGGAGUCUCGGUACAUGUGAGCAAUGCGGCACCGAAAACGGAUCCAAACGGUCGCUCUUAUGGGGGCAGAGGCCUCGGAUCUCGGGAGCCGAAGAACUUGGCAGGCCCUUUCGGGGGAGCGGCAGGAGCUGCGCACCACUAUCACCAUCCUGGCGGUCCGGGAGGAGGUGGUGCAGGUGGUGGCGGAUGGAACCGGGCUGGCCCAGGACCAGGAGGCAGGGCUCUAGACAUGCCCAAUCUCCAAGCGUUGGGUAUUACAGGACAGGCCGGUGGCCCAGCUGCAGGUGGGGCUGGUCAAAAUGUUGCCAAUCCACUAGGCAUGGGUGCAUUGAACCUCGGAGCCGUAACUGUCAAUCCUGCACUGGUGGCUGCAGCUCUCAAUCAGGCGGGCUGGGGUCUCAUAGGCAAUUUACAAGGUGGCCAGGCUCCAGGACCUGGGCCAGGGGGUGCUGCAGAGGGAGGCCCGGGUCCGGCAGCAUUCGGUCAGCCUGGAGCUCCGGGAUUUGCUGGAGCACCAGGUGGACCAGGGCCGGGCCCUGCACCUCAGCAAGGAGCUGCACCCCCUGCUGCAGGAGCGCAAGCUGGAGGUAGUUUUCUCAGUUGGAUGAGCCAAGGUACUCCCACUGGGGGAACCGACGCCAGUCAAACUGGCAGUGCUCCUGGUACGAGUACCCCCCAGCAGCCUGGUCCAGCCCCUGGGUCGUGGCCUCAAAGAGGCAACAAGGAAGGCUACCUGAAAUAUGAAUAGGCAGGUAAAAGCAAAGUGGAGAAAAAUGUGCUGUCAGGUCCUUAACACUUUCCAACACAAGGACAAUGCUUUCUUUAUUUACAAAAUGCUUUCUUAACUGAUGUAAAUCGUUUUAUAUUCUUAAGGUAAGUCAUGUCAUUCUGAAAAGUGCUUGCCCACUUUGGUCAUUGGUGCUUCUGUAACUGCCGCGAAAUUUUAGACUUGUGCUUCCUAGGUUUUUCAUCUGAAGUCAUGCCAGUUAUUUCUGAUUACUAAGAUAGAUACUGAACAUAGGAAAACCUAUGUUUGUGAAAUACAACAUUUAAAUGUGCAUCUCAGAGCUCUGAAAGAAAAGUCAUUUAUCCAGCGUAAUUGAAGUAAGAUGAUUGUGUUUGUAUUCAGUGUCCAGAAUCCCAAAAAUAUUCUCCCUCUCCCUCAAAUCUUUGUACUGUCAUCAUCAUCAUCAUCAUCAUCAUCAGUAAAGAUAGGGAACUCAUAGCAUAGUGUGACAUUGUUAAUACUUUGUAGUAUGAAGUCAACAUGGGUUUAUGAAAUCGAGUGUUGGCAGAAUUAUAAAAUUUUUAACUUUCUGUGCUCAGAAAAGUUUUGUUCUUUCUGUUUGUAGAACCUUGCCAUUUUGUAAUGGAUAUCAGGUCAGUCCUUGUUUUAAUUGUUAAAAUUUUGAUAACUUUUGUUCAUGUAUUACUUCAUCUCAGUACUGGCAUCAGAUAAUCAUGAAUUGAGCUGAAUAGCUUAUAUAUGUACGUGCUUCACAGAGGGUUUCUUGUUUUGUUGAGUUCAGUGUUGGGUCAGAUUUUUUUCUCUCCUUUGGUAACCUUAUUUCUGAAACUUACACAAUAAUUCUGCAUCUGACUUUAUAUGUACAUCUGACGAUAAAAUGAGUUCCCAUGAGAUGUAUUGUGAGAGUAACAGAAAUCUCAACAAGCUGAUUAUUUCUCAUUUCACUUAGUUACUUUGUUUCCAGAAUUCUGGUCACUAUAAUACAUAAUAUGGUCUUUUAGAAUUACUUGUAGCCAAUGUAGUCAUUUGUGAUAUUUCAUCAGAAAUGAAGGCGGAGGGAUUAAAAAUGACAUCAUGUAAGAAGUGUGUUGAUAUCAAGUUGUAGUAAUUACUUUGCAG
Messenger RNA from Schistocerca piceifrons (Central American locust), 2763 nucleotides. Its product is annotated as TAR DNA-binding protein 43-like. Bases 142 to 1644 code for a protein of 500 amino acids. The transcript is spliced from 4 exons. The record is from RefSeq and is a predicted model, not a curated record. Lineage: Eukaryota; Metazoa; Arthropoda; Insecta; Orthoptera; Acrididae. Gene Ontology annotation, molecular function: RNA binding. Gene Ontology annotation, cellular component: nucleoplasm. Gene Ontology annotation, biological process: regulation of gene expression.